ACAUAGGUGUCAAGAUAAUAAUGUCAACAUGUAUUUGAAAUUCAUUUAGGUUUAUUUAAAGAAUACAUGACUACUACUGACUUAUAGAAACUCUUUUUCAACAUCAGAAUUGUUAAAAAAAAUUAUUUUUGAAGUCUCUUACACAAGUGAUGCUAUACAAUGAAUCGCAAGAUCAAUAACCUUCAAUCAACCUGAACAUUGCAUAAUUCCAGACUUUUGGAGGGCAAAAUUAUAUCUAGGACCCUUAUUUAGAAUAAAUCAAUUAAAGAGAUAUUGACCAAAAUGGCUGGAUUUGCUUUGAGAAUAAAAACUAAAUCAGGACAGCAAGUAGUAAACACAUUAACUAGAGAAACCACUAUUAAGGAACUGAAACAGAUUCUUUCAACUUUAUCCAACAUACCUGUAAACAGAUUGCAAGUGCUUUCAGGUUUUCCUCCUAAAAUAUUAGACCUUAAUCAAGACAAUGAAGCUAUUGGAAGUAAAGGAAUAUCUUCAGGUGAUACUCUAAUAUUAGAAGAAAAGGCAGUUCCUAUUGUAGAGGAAACCCAAGAUCAAGAUGUAGCCAUGUCAGAAAAUGAUGCAGAAAUUCCAUUCCACACACCUGAUAUCCUGUUAAAACAUGUUGUGCCUUCAGAUAACUCUUGCUUGUUCACAAGCUUUCAAUUUGUACUAAAUGGUAAAAUUGACAAAAGUGGUACAGUCAAUCCAUAUUUGAGGAAGCUGGUAGCAGAGUCUAUACAGAAUGAUAAGGAUAACUACAACGAAGCUGUACUUGGAAAGCCAGUAGAAGCCUAUUGUGCCUGGAUUCAGGAUGAAAAAUCUUGGGGUGGAGCAAUAGAACUAUCAAUAUUAGCCAACCACUAUGGCAUCGAAAUAGCUGUAAUCGACACCAUUAAUGCCAUUAUCAAUAAGUUUGGAGAGGACAGGCAGUAUCCUCUAAGAGUUUUUCUCCUAUUCGAUGGCAUACAUUAUGAUCCUAUCUUUUUAGAACCAUUAGAUGGAGGUAAAAUUCAAACCAUCUUCAUGACAGAUGACGAUAGACUGCUCAAACAGGCUGAGGAAUUAGCCAGAGAAGCCAAAUCCAGUAGGCAAUUUACAGAUGUGAACAAAUUUACCUUGAAAUGUAUGAUUUGCAACAUAAUGCUGACAGGACAAGUAGCAGCACAACAGCAUGCACAGAGUACUGGUCAUGCAAAUUUCGGAGAAGUUUAAUUUUUAGAAAAAAUAAUUUUAAUUACGAAAUAAGGAAUAUAAAACUUGGAAUAUAAAAAAGUGACCUAUGUU
Diabrotica balteata is the source of this 1284-nucleotide messenger RNA. Lineage: Eukaryota; Metazoa; Arthropoda; Insecta; Coleoptera; Chrysomelidae. The record is from the annotation of a GenBank genome assembly.